This is a messenger RNA of Prorocentrum cordatum, 531 nucleotides long. Lineage: Eukaryota; Dinophyceae; Prorocentrales; Prorocentraceae. The record is from the annotation of a GenBank genome assembly.
AUGGAGCGGCUCCGCGCGGGGGGAUUCAUCGCGGCGGGCCUCGCGGAGUCGGGGGGCGCCAGCGAGCCAUGCCGCCCUCCGGCGUGCACGUGCGGCCGCCUGGCGCAGGCCAGUGCGGAGCCGAGCGCGCAGGCGGAGCCGAGCGCCAAGGCGGCCAGCUGCGACAGGGGCAAGCGCAGACGCGUCUGGAGGUUCCAGUUCAUGGGAGGGGGCAGCGGCAACAACCACCUCACGGCGCACCUGCUCAAGGGCAAGGCCGCCGAGGCCGCCGCCGAGGCGGAGGCAGGGGCGGAGGCCGCCUCGCAGUGGCCGCAGUCCGCCGACGAGGAGCUGGACGAGGCGGAGUCGCAGGCGCCGGAGGACGCCGUGGAGGCGGAGGACAGCCGCGAGCCCGCUGCCGAUGUUGCGGCGGGCUCGCUGGGCGAGGGCGUGGAGGACGCCGGCUCCGGCGGCGGCGCUGGCGCGCCCGCGGCCCAGUCCGCGGAGGGCGCCGCGAGCGACGCCGCCGCGGAGGGCGUUCGCGGGCGCUGA